Molecule: messenger RNA, 837 nt
Organism: Ylistrum balloti
Lineage: Eukaryota; Metazoa; Mollusca; Bivalvia; Pectinida; Pectinidae
Product: protein rogdi-like
Exons: 12
Coding region: 1-837 (278 amino acids)
Cellular component (GO): RAVE complex
Source: RefSeq, a predicted model, not a curated record
AUGGAAGACAGCGAUGAAGAAGUAGAAGUGUUGAGAAAAGAACUGGAAUGGCUGCUGAGAGACCAGGUGCAUCAAGUUCUGGAAGAAGUUCACGAGACACUUGUAGAAUGCUGUCGAAGAUUUUUGAUUAAAGCAAGUCCAGAUUUUUCAUUUGAGAAUGAGGAGGAGGUAACUCUCAAUCGACACGAUGAUGGAGAUAACAGCCUGGUUCAUUCCCAAAGGAUCCUUAUGUCAAGUCCAAAUGGAGGUAUCAACCAUGUAAAAUGUGUUAUAACACUGCUAGGGGACAGUAUAUGUGACGCAGAUAUAACCUUCAAGCACAAGCAUGGAAAAGACCACAGUCAGUUCCGAACAGGGUUUGGACAGGAGAGGGUCUGGAAACUACAACAGAUCCAGGAUGCCAGUAAUUUCCUGUACACUGCGAGACUUCGGGUUGAGGGCCAGGAAAAGGACCACACAUAUAAAACAGCCAAGGAGGUGAUACUGAUCCUUGAUGAGGUGAUGAAGAAUUUGUCUCAGGGCCGAUCCUGCUUAGCAUUUCCCAAACGAAAAUCUCUUGAUGAGCUUGUAAAUAAUGUAAAUAUGCAAAUGUUGUACCCUCAUGUGCCAAAUGAUGUAGCGCUUAGUUUCUAUGUACAUUCCUCUAAAUUGGUCCUGGCUUUAUAUCAUCUUCAUCUGAAUGGUCAGCAGAGAGUGGACAUCACCUCCAGGAAUCAGGUUGAAUGUACUAUACAGUGGCUAAAUGAAGCAGUGAUGUUGUUUACUCUUGCCCUCCAACAGUGCCAGCAGCUCAAAGAUAAGAUUGUGGUACUCCAGCCGUAUGAGAAAGUGUUAUGA